AUGGCCAGUGAAUCCAAGCCGCCUUUCCCGCCUUUCACGAAGGAGACCGCCACCCAAAAGGUCAAGGCCGCCCAAGAUGCUUGGAAUACAAGAAACCCAGCUGCUGUGAAGCUAGCAUAUACGCCUGACUCCAUCUGGCGCAACCGCGAUCAGUUCUUUCAGGGCCGAGACGCGAUCGAGAAGUUUUUAACUGAGAAGUGGAGUGUGGAGAACGGUUAUCGGCUGAGAAAGGAGCUGUUUGCUUUCACUGACAACAAGAUUGCUGUUCAGUUCUGGUAUGAGUGGCAUGACACAUCUGGCCAGUGGUGGAGGUCAUACGGUCUCGAGGACUGGACCUUCGCGGACAACGGCCUGAUGAGGAAGAGACAGAACAGCACGAAUGAUGUCAAGAUCAGUGAGGAGGAGAGAUGGUACAAGGAUGGCGUGGAUGUGAACACUGUGGACAUCAGUGAGAAGCACUGGUGA
Molecule: messenger RNA, 465 nt
Organism: Diaporthe amygdali
Lineage: Eukaryota; Fungi; Ascomycota; Sordariomycetes; Diaporthales; Diaporthaceae
Exons: 4
Coding region: 1-465 (154 amino acids)
Source: RefSeq, a predicted model, not a curated record